Molecule: messenger RNA, 1974 nt
Organism: Orycteropus afer afer
Lineage: Eukaryota; Metazoa; Chordata; Mammalia; Tubulidentata; Orycteropodidae
Gene: SASS6
Product: SAS-6 centriolar assembly protein
Exons: 17
Coding region: 1-1974 (657 amino acids)
Biological process (GO): centriole replication
Cellular component (GO): centriole; centrosome
Source: RefSeq, a predicted model, not a curated record
AUGAGCCAGAUUCUGUUCCAGCAGUUGGUUCCGUUGCAGGUGAAAUGCAAAGACUGCGAGGAAAGGAGAAUAAGUGUUAGAGUGAGCAUUGAACUCCAAUCAGUUUCUAAUCCAAUUCACAGAAAGGAUUUAGUUAUUCGACUGACUGAUGAUACUGAUCCAUUUUUUUUGUAUAACCUCGUUAUAUCUGAGGAAGAUUUUCAAAGUUUAAAAUUCCAGCAAGGCCUUCUGGUAGACUUCUUAGCUUUCCCACAAAAAUUUAUAGAUCUCCUUCAGCAGUGUACUCAAGAACAUGGCAAAGAAAUUCCAAGGUUUUUGCUACAGUUAGUUUCUCCAGCAGCCAUUUUGGAUAACUCACCUGCAUUUUUAAAUGUGGUGGAGACAAAUCCUUUUAAGCAUCUUACUCACCUGUCACUAAAACUUUUACCUGGAAAUGAUGUGGAAAUAAAGAAAUUUCUAGCAGGCUGUUUGAAAUGUAGCAAGGAAGAAAAAUUGUCAUUGACACAGUCACUAGAUGAUGUUACUAGGCAACUGAACUUGACACAAAAGACAUUAUCAGAAAAAAUCCAAGAACUAGAUAAGCUACGGAAUGAGUGGGCAUCACACACAGCAGCACUGACAAAUAAGCAUUCUCAGGAACUGACAAAUGAGAAGGAAAAGGCCUUGCAGGCACAGGUUCAGUAUCAACAGCAGCAUGAACAACAGAAAAAAGAUUUAGAAAUUCUUCAUCAGAGGAAUAUGAACCAACUACAAAACAGACUGUCUGAGUUAGAAGUGGCUAACAAAGACCUAACUGAAAGGAAAUAUAAAGGAGACUCCACUAUCAGGGAACUUAAAGCAAAACUCUCUGGUGUUGAAGAGGAGCUCCAGCGUGCUAAGCAAGAAGUCCUCUCUUUGCGAAGAGAGAAUUCUACACUAGAUGCUGAAUGCCAUGAAAAAGAAAAGCAUAUUAAUCAGCUACAAACAAAAGUGGCUGUUUUAGAACAGGAAAUCAAGGAUAAGGACCAGCUUGUUUUAAGAACAAAGGAAGCAUUUGAUACAAUCCAGGAACAAAAGGUGGCUUUAGAAGAAAAUGGAGAAAAAAGUCAAGUGCAACUAGAAAAACUUGAAGCUACAAUAAAAUCAUUAUCAGCAGAACUUCUUAAGGCAAAUGAAAUUAUUAAGAAGUUACAAGGGGAUCUGAAAACUUUAAUGGGAAAGUUGAAACUGAAGAAUACAGUUACUAUUCAGCAAGAAAAACUCUUGGCUGAGAAGGAAGAAAAAUUACAAAAAGAACAAAAGGAAUUACAAGAUGUUGAACAGUCUCUCCGAAUUAAAGAGCAAGAGGUAUGCAGAUUACAAGAACAAUUAGAAGCUACAGUUCAAAAACUUGAAGAAAGCAAACAGCUUCUGAAAAAUAAUGAAAAGUUAAUCACAUGGUUAAAUAAAGAACUAAAUGAAAAUCAAGUAGUGAGAAAGCAAGAUGCAUUGGGAUCUUCUACCACUCCACCUGCACAUUCUAGCAGCAACACAAUCAGAAGUGGAAUUUCUCCUAACUCUAAUGUGAUUGAUGGUAGACUGACUUACCCAGCUUGUGGGAUUGGGUAUCCUGUCUCCUCUGCAUUUGUGUUCCAGAAUGCAUUUCCACAUCCUAUAUCUGCCAAAAAUGCCAUCCAUCCAGUUUCAGGACCAAAGGUUCAGUUUAAUUUACCAUUUACAAAACCAAAUACUUCUGUAGGGGAUGUUCAAUCAGGAGCAACUAUUAAUAUGACUUGCUCAACUGAUAAGGAAAAUGGUGAAAAUUUGGGACUAGAAUCCAAAUAUCUGAAGAAAAGGGAAGACAGCAUUCCUUUACGUGGGCUCAGCCAGAAUCUAUUUAAUAACCCAGACCAUCAGAAAGAUGGCACUCUUGGCACAUUACAGACCUCAUCAAAACCCGUAAUGCUCCCUUCUACAUCUUCAGCCUAUUUCCCUGGGCAGCUACCAAACAGUUAA